CCCCUCGGCGGUGCCGCCAGACGGCGGCGGCCGGGCUGGGCGCUGCCGGCAGCCGGAGCAUCCCCGCUCCGCCCCGCAGCCGCGGCCAUGACCGACAACAUCCCGCUGCAGCCGGUCCGGCAGAAGAAGCGCAUGGACAGCAAGCACCGCGGCGGGUGCUGUGAGUGCCUGAGGUGCUGUGGCAGGAGGGACCCCAGGCCUCGCAGCGUCUGGCUCGGGCACCCAGAGAAGAGAGAGCAGAGGUACCCCCGCAAUGUCAUCAACAACCAGAAGUACAACUUCUUUACCUUCCUCCCUGGGGUGUUGUUUAACCAGUUCAAAUACUUCUUCAACCUUUAUUUCUUGCUCUUGGCCUGCUCUCAGUUCGUGGUUGAGAUGAGGCUUGGUGCACUUUACACAUACUGGGUUCCUCUGGGGUUUGUGCUGGCUGUCACCGUGAUCCGCGAGGCGGCCGAGGAGCUGCGCUGCUACAUGAGGGACAAGGAGGUGAACUCGCAGAUCUACAGCAAGCUCACAGCCAGAGGGACUGUCAAGGUGAAGAGCUCUAACAUACAAGUGGGUGACCUCAUCAUUGUGGAAAAGAACCAGAGGGUCCCUGCUGACAUGAUCUUCCUGAGGACGUCGGAGAAGAAUGGCUCCUGCUUCCUGCGCACGGACCAGCUGGACGGGGAGACCGACUGGAAGCUGCGGCUGCCUGUCACCUGCACCCAGCGCCUGCCCACGGCCUCUGACCUGCUGCAAAUCCGCUCCUAUGUCUACGCAGAGGAACCCAACAUUGACAUCCACAACUUUGUGGGGACCUUCACCAGGGAGGACAGUGACCCUCCAGUAAAUGAAAGUUUAAGCAUAGAAAACACCCUGUGGGCCAGCACAGUGAUUGCAUCAGGUACUGUGGUGGGAGUUGUCCUCUACACGGGCAGGGAGCUGCGCAGUGUGAUGAACACCUCCAACCCCAGAAGUAAGAUUGGCCUCUUUGAUUUGGAGGUGAACUGCCUCACCAAGAUCCUGUUUGGGGCUCUGGUGGUGGUGUCCCUGGUCAUGGUGGCCCUCCAGCACUUUGCAGGCCGUUGGUACCUGCAGAUCAUCAGGUUCCUGCUGCUGUUCUCAAACAUCAUUCCCAUCAGUUUGCGUGUGAAUCUGGACAUGGGGAAGAUUGUGUACAGCUGGGUGAUCCGCAGAGAUUCCAAAAUCCCUGGCACUGUGGUUCGGUCCAGCACCAUCCCUGAGCAGCUGGGGAGGAUUUCCUAUUUGCUUACAGACAAAACAGGGACUCUCACCCAGAACGAGAUGGUUUUCAAGAGGCUCCACCUGGGAACGGUGGCCUACGGCCUGGACUCCAUGGAUGAGGUGCAGAGCCACAUAUUCAGCAUUUACACACAGCAGGCACAGGACCCCCCGGCCGUGAAGGGGCUGUCCCUGGCCACCAAGGUGCGGCGCAGCAUGAGCAGCCGCGUGCACGAGGCCGUCAAGGCCAUCGCGCUGUGCCACAACGUCACCCCCGUCUACGAGAGCAACGGCGUCACCGACCAGGCCGAGGCCGAGCGCCACUACGAGGACUCCUGCAGGGUGUACCAGGCCUCCAGCCCCGACGAGGUGGCCCUGGUGCAGUGGACAGAGAGCGUGGGCCUGACCCUGGUGGGCAGAGACCAGUCCUCAGUGCAGCUGAGGAGCCCAGGGGGGCACAUCCUCAACUUCACCAUCCUGCAGAUCUUCCCCUUCACCUACGAGAGCAAGCGCAUGGGCAUCAUCGUGCGGGAUGAAUCCACAGGAGAGAUCACGUUCUACAUGAAGGGGGCAGACGUGGUGAUGGCUGGCAUCGUGCAGUACAACGACUGGCUGGAGGAGGAGUGUGGUAACAUGGCUCGGGAAGGCCUCAGGGUUCUUGUCGUGGCCAAGAAGUCUCUGACAGAAGAGCAGUACCAAGACUUUGAAGCACGCUACGUCCAGGCCAAGCUGAGUGUCCACGACCGCUCCCUGAAGGUGGCCACGGUCAUCGAGAGCCUGGAGAUGGAGAUGGAGCUGCUGUGUCUCACUGGGGUGGAGGACCAGCUGCAGACGGACGUCAGGCCCACGCUGGAGACGCUGAGGAACGCUGGCAUUAAGGUGUGGAUGCUGACAGGGGAUAAGCUGGAGACAGCCACGUGUACGGCCAAGAACGCUCAUCUGGUGACACGGACACAGGACAUCCAUAUAUUCAGACUAGUGACAAACCGAGGAGAAGCCCACCUGGAGCUGAACGCCUUCCGCCGCAAGCACGACUGUGCCCUGGUCAUCUCAGGGGACUCGCUGGAGGUGUGCCUGAAGUACUACGAGUGCGAGUUCAUGGAGCUGGCGUGCCAGUGCCCCGCCGUGGUGUGCUGCCGCUGCGCCCCCACGCAGAAGGCGCAGAUCGUGCGGCUGCUGCAGGAGAGGACGGGCAAGCUCACCUGUGCCGUGGGUGAUGGAGGGAAUGAUGUUAGCAUGAUUCAGGAGGCUGACUGUGGUGUUGGAGUUGAAGGAAAGGAAGGGAAGCAGGCAUCACUGGCAGCUGAUUUCUCCAUCACUCAGUUCAAGCACCUGGGCCGUUUGCUCAUGGUCCAUGGAAGGAACAGCUACAAGAGGUCUGCAGCCCUCAGCCAGUUUGUGAUCCACAGGAGCCUCUGCAUCAGCACCAUGCAGGCUGUUUUCUCAUCAGUGUUUUACUUUGCUUCAGUUCCUCUCUACCAAGGCUUCCUCAUCAUUGGGUACUCCACAAUUUACACCAUGUUUCCUGUGUUUUCUCUUGUCCUGGACAAGGAUGUGAAGUCUGAAGUUGCAAUGUUGUACCCAGAGCUCUACAAAGAUCUUCUUAAGGGACGACCGUUGUCAUACAAAACGUUUUUAAUCUGGGUCUUGAUAAGCAUUUAUCAAGGUAGCAUCAUCAUGUAUGGAGCUCUCCUCCUCUUUGAAUCCGAAUUUGUGCACAUUGUUGCCAUUUCCUUCACGUCCCUGAUCCUCACCGAGCUGCUGAUGGUGGCACUGACCAUCCAGACGUGGCACUGGCUGAUGAUCGUGGCUGAGCUGCUCAGCCUCUCCUGCUACAUCGCUUCCCUGGUCUUCUUGCACGAGUUCAUUGAUGUUUACUUCAUUGCCACCUUGUCGUUCCUGUGGAAGGUCACUGUCAUCACCCUGGUGAGCUGCCUGCCCCUCUACGUGCUCAAGUACCUGAGACGGAGGUUUUCUCCCCCCAGCUACUCGAAGCUCACGUCCUAGGGCUGCUGCUGCUGGCACACAGAGACAGGCAUUGCCCAGGGCCCCGAGACCCCCCAGCUGCUCCCCAAUGAGCAGUCCUGGCCCUCAGGGCCCCGUGGUGAUCUCUGGUACCUGCUGCUGCGGUGAGGCACUUCCAGACUGCCCUGGACGGGACCCCAACACCACAAGGGACUGUUUGGAGGGUGGAGGCUCUGAGUUCAUCCGGUUCUUGGCACUUUUGUUCUACUUAACUGGGGUCAAAUGCAUGGAACUGCGAUGGCAAUGGGUUUCUCUUGCAUGGUUCAAAGUCUGUGGAAGCUGCUACCUGACCUUGGGAUUUACAUUUGACAAUUUGAAGUGAAUUUUUUAAGUGUCUACACUGUCCUUUGCAUUGUGUUACCUUUUGUUAAGUUUAUGUUAUUCGUCUUUUUUGAUUCAAGUAGUUACAUUCUUUUUACAUCUUGGAAAUCCCUUAAUGUAGGUGAUGCACUACACUGCUGACAGCUGAUUCCUGAUUUAUGGCAUGUUGUUUCCAUAAUGGGGCUCCAGCCUGUCGGAUCUACACACACUGGAGAAUCUGAGCGUGUCUGAGAUUUUCCUUCCGUUGAAAUGUGGUCACCCCAGUGAUUUUGGAGGUAUCCAGCCAUUGAUAAAGACAGAAAAGUGGUAGCUCAAAACGAGAAAAUUCAGUUUUGUUUAGCUUUUGUCCUUCCUGUUAAAAGGAGCAGUGACAUAAUAGUUUCACUCUGUAUUUAUUUGUGUAGGAGAAAAUUAUCUAAACUAAAGCAAAUCCUCUUUGGAACAGAACUUUGCAGUUGAUCAUCCUUGAAAUGUGUCGACAACGUGAGAAGAGUCUCGUACUGUUCUGCAGACAAUGUGGCAGACGUGUCUUGAAUCCUUGGAGACUGAAAGGAGAGGUCACAGAGCUGCUACUCCUCACAGCUCCAUGAAAUCUGUUUCCUGUUAGUGUGAAACUUUGAGGAUGAGCUGCAAGUAAGCAGAGGCACUCCUAGGUGGAUGUUUUAAUGACAUGCUCCCUGCAGAGAGGCACUUUUUGGAGCCUUGCACUUGCUUGGCUCUAAAAACCAAACCUGAAUCACAAGAGUGGGUUCAGACAAAGGCAUUAGGCUGAGUGCAGAGCAAAUUUAUGUGUUUUUUGUUCUCAAAAAUUAAACUCGGUGAGUUCUGUCAUUAUUAUAAUUAUUUAGUCCACAUUAUCAUUUCAUGAAGAGAGCCACACGUACUUGGGCUUCUCAGUAGAAGGACAGAGACUUACAGGGACCUUUUAGAGCUGAGUUGGUGCAUCAAGCACGGAUGGGCUUUUAGUGGCAGCCAUCCUUGUCUGAGGCUCCUCAGUCUGUGCUAAAUUAGCUGCUUGCUGUCUUCUUCCCACAUCAGAGAAACCAUGGGUGGAGCUGGCACUGCUUGGGACCCUUGUUCCUUGGCUGCCCAGGGGGAAAGAGCCCAGGCCUGAGCUCCUGUCCCAGAGCAGAACCAGGGCCUGAGCUCCUGUCCUGGAGCAGAACCAGAGCCUGAGCUCCUGUCCCGGAGCAGAACCAGGGCCUGAGCUCCUGUCCCAGAGCGGGGCCUGGGCUCCUGUCCCAAGGCAGAGCCUGAGCUCCUGUCCCAGAGCAGAACCAGGGCCUGAGCUCCUGUCCCAGAGCAGAACCAGGGCCUGAGCUCCUGUCCCAGAGCAGAACCAGGGCCUGAGCUCCUGUCCCAGAGCAGAACCAGGGCCUGAGCUCCUGUCCCAGAGCGGGGCCUGGGCUCCUGUCUCAAGGCAGAGCCAGGGCUCCCUUCUGGCAGUUGGGCUCACAGCCUCCUGUGAAUUAAUUAAUUAAUGCCGUUUUGCCAGAAAGGUCCUCAACGUUGUCUUCAUCAUGACAGGAUAGUGUUGGCCAUGCCACUGCUCUGGAGUCCCCAGACAGCAUUUCAGAGAAUCAUGGAAUGGUUUGGGUUGGAAGGGACCUUAAAGCCCAUCCAGUGCCGCCCCUGCCAUGGCAGGGACACCUUCCCCUGUCCCAGGCUGCUCCCAGCCCUGUCCAGCCUGGCCUUGGGCACUGCCAGGGAUCCAGGGGCAGCCACAGCUGAUCUGGGCAUCCUGUGCCAGGGCUGCCCACCCUCCCAGAAUUUCUUCUCAAUAUCCCAUCCAAUUUGCUUUCAUUAGUUUAAGUACAAGAAGCAAGAACUCCUCUUGGCCCCAGGUGGUGACUGGGCAGCCCAGUCCCCCUGGGCUCUGGUCCCCAGCCUUGCCCCUCUCCUGUGUGUUGGUAGCUCAGUGUCCUGCAACAGCAACAGUGCCAAGCUACUGUGUGUAAAUAUUUGAGACAUAUAAAUGGUAGAAUUCACUGUUUCCUCAAGUCAAUACAGUUUACACUGAGUGGACCAUAUUUGCAAACUAUUAGCUUACACCAAGAAAGGGAGUGAACUGUGAUUUCAUUUGUAUUUAUUGAAUCAUAAGUUUAGUAGCAAUUUAGUAGAGUUGAUAGUGAUCUAGAGCUGUGUUUUGGGGCGUGGAUUAUGUUCUUUGCAGUUUGUGUUUUUGCACAAGGUAGUAAAUCCAGAAGUCAUUUCUGCCUGGAUAUAUACUACAUCUUUUCAAAGCAGUCAGAGACUAAAACUGCCAUCUAACAAACAGCAGGAAAGAUGAACACUUCUGUUUUUCAAGUUUAGCACUUUAUGUUUGCAAUCCAUUUCUCAUAAGUUAUUUAAAAAUGUUUUUAAAAACAAAAUUUAAUACACAUGUUCCUAUUUACUGUACAUUAAAAUAAAUGGAUUCUCUGCUGGAAAUUUCAUCUUUUCCUCUAGUAUGCUCAUAAUUUGUACUUUUGGGGAGCGAAGCAUUGUUUUCUUCUUCUGUGCAGUAUCUUGUUCGUGGCCUUAGUGUUCUUCCUAUUCCUUUCAGUGUGGGUUCUGUGCUGUAGCAGUUCAUGUGUGACCUGUGUGCUUCGGGCUGCCCCAGGUGGUGCCCCUGGCUGCCAGUGCAGUCUCACUGUGCUCCUGCUGCCCGUGGCUGCCAUCACCCCGUGCUGAGGGUGAGGCUUUGUGGCACACUCUGCAGCAAUUCCAGGUGUGUCACACCCUCCCUAUCCCCUCUCCUCUGCAUUUCUCUCCUCUGCAGAGCUUGUCCUGUUCACCUGUGCGAACAUUUGUUCAGCUCAGCUCGUGGGGCAGUGGAAACCCAACAUUCUGUGUCCCACAGACUGUGCAGGGUCUGAUCAGGGCUGUUUGAGCUGAGGGGUGCUCAGGACCAUCCCUGGUGUCCCCGUGGGGUGAGCACUGUGUGCUGGGGCUGCAGCAGGGUGUUCUCCUGUGCUCCCAGAGCUGGCCCAGCCCAGCCCAGGACAGCCUGGGCCUCUGGAGCUGCCUGGGAGUGGUGCUGGAGGGGAGCUGGGUUUGUCAGGGAAUCCUGCAGCUGCUCUCUGGGGUUUCUGUGUGGGAAAGCUGCUGCUGCUCUGCUGCCCCACAGGGCCCUGGUUUGCCCAGAGAGCUCUGCCCCAUCAGGGAUGUGAGCCCUGCCUUGUGCAGCUCAGUGUCCUGAGCUGUUCCUGUGCCACUGGGCUCGUCCCACAGUGUCUGGGGCCAUUUCAGCACGAUGGGCUCUUUAUUUAUUAUUAGUUAUUUCAUAAGUGUUAAACCCUAUGAUUUGCAUGAAAUCCUGUGGUUCACAGCUUUGCCAAUAUGGUCCAUUACUACUGCCUACGACAACUUGUGUACUUAUAUGCCUUUGAGAACAGUUUUCAUUGUUAAAAUUGUUUAAAAUCUCAGUGUUAAGUUAAUUUAAUUUUUAAUGGGGAAAUGGAUUCUGGUGUCAAACUGGUAUUUACUGUGAUGCCGAUGUUUUGUACCUGUCAUCCAGCUAAACAACCUGUAAAUAUCCUGAGUCAAGAGAAACAUGAAUGCCAAUUAUUUAUUGUUCUGUGGAGUUACAUGUCGCAGAUGUGUAAGACCUUCAAAGGGAAUGUUGUAAAACAAGGUGGAAAAAAUAAAUUUUAUGCAACUUCUUUACUUCA
Molecule: messenger RNA, 7223 nt
Organism: Zonotrichia leucophrys gambelii
Lineage: Eukaryota; Metazoa; Chordata; Aves; Passeriformes; Passerellidae
Gene: ATP9A
Product: ATPase phospholipid transporting 9A (putative)
Exons: 28
Coding region: 88-3231 (1047 amino acids)
Biological process (GO): phospholipid translocation; retrograde vesicle-mediated transport, Golgi to endoplasmic reticulum; endocytosis
Cellular component (GO): endosome; trans-Golgi network; plasma membrane
Molecular function (GO): ATP binding; magnesium ion binding; ATP hydrolysis activity
Source: RefSeq, a predicted model, not a curated record